This is a messenger RNA of Gastrolobium bilobum, 1051 nucleotides long. RefSeq lists its product as uncharacterized. The record is from RefSeq and is a predicted model, not a curated record. The transcript is spliced from 2 exons. The coding region runs from base 127 to 828 and encodes 233 amino acids. Lineage: Eukaryota; Viridiplantae; Streptophyta; Magnoliopsida; Fabales; Fabaceae.
GAGUAUCUGCAAGGAUAUAUCACUGCAAAGAGCAGCAGUACUGAAAACUCACACACAACGUACAUAUAUCCCUUUAAACUUCUGAGAGAGUGAGAGAGAAAAGGGGGGAAGAAGCAGAAAAUUAACAUGGAAUGGAGGAAAUAUUAUUUGGAUGUGAUGCUUGUACCAUUAGGAUUUCUGAUGACCAUUGGUUAUCAUGUUUGGUUAUGGUAUAAGGUUCGAACACAGCCUUCUUCCACCAUAAUCGGAAUCAAUACUCAUGGAAGACGCUUCUGGGUCCCUGCCAUGAUGAAGGACAUUGAAAAGAAGAACAUCCUUGCAGUUCAAACUCUUCGUAAUAUGAUAAUGGGAUCAACACUUAUGGCCACCACGUCUAUUCUCCUCUCAGCUGGCUUAGGAGCGGUCAUAAGCAGCACUUACAGUGUAAAAAAGCCUCUGAAUGAUGCUGUCUAUGGAGCUCACGGAGAAUUUAUGGUAGCACUUAAAUAUGUGACAAUCCUAACUAUAUUCUUAUUCUCAUUUUUCUGUCACACUCUGUCGAUUAGGUUUCUCAACCAGGUAACCAUCCUCAUUUGCACACCACAAGAUGUCAUGUCCAUGAUUACACCCGAAUAUUUGACUGAGCUUUUGGAGAAGGGAACUAUUUUGAACACUGUUGGCAACAGGCUUUUCUACUCAGCACUUCCUCUAUUGCUUUGGAUAUUUGGGCCUGUGUUGGCUUUCUUGGGUUCUGUCGCUAUGUUACCAGUGCUUUACAACAUAGACUUUGUUUGUGGAAAUGGGAAGGGAAAGAUCGUGAAGAAUGACAAAGGGAACGACUAUGUUUGAUGUAUUAAUUGAGCCUAAGAUUAAAACAUGAAACAGAUAGAGAAAAUAUGUGUAUACGUCAUUAGGUGCAUCAUUUACAACUUUAAAGUUGUAAAGGUGUUUUGUUUGUAUCUUUUAUCUAUCUUCCUCGUUCAACUGCACAAGCCACAUGCUGAAGAGCUUUCUUAAAAUAAUUCAAUUGGGACUGGCUUUUCCAAUGUGGCUUUGAUUGUGAUUACCAUUA